AUGCCGGAGAUAGUCAGUUAUAGUCAUCCCCGGAAGAUUUUGGGUUAUAUUACUUCAGUCAAGCUUCUCUCUCUAUGUUUUGCAAUAACUUCAAAGGAGGUGUAUCCUGAUGGCAGUGUCUUCCACCGUCUUGUACAUCUUACGCUAUGCACAUGUUGGAAAGAGUGGUUGAAACUACUUAUGUAUCUUCUCAGAAAUUCUCCUACAUUACAAGCUCUCAAACUCAUUCAGCGCCAUACACUUGAAGAUGACCGACAAAGCCCGCGUUGGAAUGAACCGAGCUCAGUCCCUGAAUGUGUUUUAUCGAGUCUUGAAACUCUCCAAUGGGUACGAUAUGAAGGAACAGAAGAAGAGAAAGGAGUGGUGGAAUUCAUCUUGAAAAGUGCAAAUUGUUUAAAGAAGGCAACUAUCUCCUCCAAAGCAACCGACCCCAACAAGAAACUAGAGAUGAUCAAAGAAUUGUCAUCGUCACCUAGGCGCUCACCUACAUGUCAGCUCAUAUUUGACUGA
Messenger RNA from Microthlaspi erraticum, 510 nucleotides. NCBI's taxonomy places the organism in Eukaryota, Viridiplantae, Streptophyta, Magnoliopsida, Brassicales, Brassicaceae. The record is from the annotation of a GenBank genome assembly.